AUGUUAGUAGAAUACGAACCUCUAAAUAAAAUCUCUAAAUAUUCACAGUCAAGUGUCAUAUAUGCUACAGUAUCUGUAAUCAUUUUCACAGUGCUAUUUUACACAACAUUUAUACAAGAUCCUAUACCUAAUCCUCCAGUAUCAUAUGGUAAAUCACUUCUACCACAAGUUGUAGUUGAGAAAAAAGUGGACAACUUUGAUCAUAAUAGGACUGAUAUACUGCCUAAAACAGGAGUAAAUGCAAUUAAUGCUCUACCACCGUUCUUACAAAGCACGACACAUUUACUGGUGAGAUAAAACAUUAUUUUUUACUUUACUAAAUUGGUAAAAAAGCUUAUUCUGUUGCUUGUCCUUAAUUUAAAAAAAUAAUUUUAGUUUGCACAACAGUUCAAAGUGGGAGCAUGUUUACUGCCUAAGGUUAUGUCAACCAUCAUGACUGGUGUGAUGUGUUACCUACACAAUCCAAACAAUUUUACGUCUCAUGGAAGAACAAUUCCUACUGAAACUUAUGUUACAAGGUAUGCUAAACAACUAGAAGAAAAGAUUAGAGAGUAAAAAUAGAGAAGAAAAGGGGUAGUAAGUAAAAGCCAGCGUGAAGUAAUAAGAAGAAAAACUAGUAAAAAAACUUUUUACUUUUCUAGGUUUUGUCGUGGAGAUGUGGAAAGAGGCAACGUUACUUCAUGGUACAACCAAUUCAAUAAAAACAACGACUACAGUGUCUUCACGGUUGUUCGAGACCCAAUUGAUCGGUUCAUAUCGGCCUAUGUAGACAAGUGUUACAUGUAAGUGACACUUUGAUCACACGUCAAACCUUUUAUGCCAUAAAAAAUCUAUUCUAAAAAUUUGUCUUUGUUUUUAAAUACUUUGAGGUUGUGAAGUAAGGAGGAAAAAUUUUCAGAGAACACCGCACAAAACCAAGAAACUUACACAUUGGCUGUUAUGGCUGUUCUGAAGAUAUGAAUUGUUUCAUACGAAGAAUGAAGGAUCGGUUAUGGAAAUACGUAGCCGAUACUACAAUAAUAUUGAGCAUGAUGGACAUACACAUUAUUCCACAGACAUGGUAUGUAAUAUUUAUAUCUUAUGCACUUUUUAAUAUAUAAAAUUAAGUUUUUUUUUAGUUUUUAUUACAACUUUGUUUUUUAAAAACUUUUUAUUUUAUAACAAUAGAUUUAAAUUUUAGGCACUGCGAGAUGAAAGAAUACAUGAAAAGGUUUAAAAUCUUCCGGUACGUGUCAAGUUCAUCUCAAGAAUACGAAAUCUUCCUCACUGAACUCACUGAUAUGCUAAAAUCACAUAACGUGCCACAAGAGAAUAUUGAUUAUGUUCUUCAUGGUCUUACUGGUGGUCAUUCCCCUCAUACAACCACCAACUCAACGAUUAGAGCUAAAUACAAAAAACAGUUAAUGUCGGAUCCAGAGCUGUUAAAAAUAAUAGUAGAUUUGUAUUACUAUGACUAUGUUACGUUCGGUUUUCCUUUUCCAUCACUUGAGUAA
This is a messenger RNA of Bursaphelenchus okinawaensis, 1493 nucleotides long. NCBI's taxonomy places the organism in Eukaryota, Metazoa, Nematoda, Chromadorea, Rhabditida, Aphelenchoididae. The record is from the annotation of a GenBank genome assembly.